AUGUGUCAAGGAUGUGUCCCCGAAUACUUUGAGUUCAAACAGAGUCCUGCCCCUCUCCCCCAGAACUGGUUGAAUUCCCGGUUCUUGACUCAAGCGACGGACGAGAAGGAUAAGGAUACAGGGACAGAUAGUUUUGAGUAUCGUGUCGCGCGUGAUGCGCCUUGUCCUAUCAUCGAUGCUCAUGUCCAUGUGUUCCCGCAGAAGCUGAUGGAAGCUGUGUGGACGUUUUUCGACAACUUUUACUGGCCUGUCCGGUACAAGAAGAACUACCUCGCGACCAGGGCCGAUUUCUUGCUCGACCAGGGUGUCCGCCACGUCGUCCUUCUCGUAUAUGCGCAUAAGAAUGGGAUUGCGCGGGAUUUGAACAAGUUUUUGGCACACACCGUAAACUCCAUGAACGAACGCUACGCCUCCCUCCCUCAACCAAACGGCCAACCAAAACGCGGCGUUCGCGUCGCCUCAGGACUGGCAACAGUCAUGCCCGGAGAACCCGAUGCCCGCGCCAUCCUUGCAGAAGCAUUCACAACCCUAGGUCUGUCCGGUAUCAAAAUGCACUCGCACGUCCAAUGUGUGGCGGCCAACCAUCCGAGUAUGGACGAAGUCUAUGAGACGUGUAUUGAAUUUGAUAAGCCGGUUUUGAUCCAUGCGGGUAAGGAACCGAAUAGUAAGGCUUAUAAGGUCGACGCCGGCAAGAUUUGUGAUUUUUCGAUUGUCGAGGAUGUUUUGAGACGGUAUCCUCGUCUCCGGAUCUGUAUUCCUCAUCUUGGAAUGAACCAGUACGAAGAGUUCUUCGACCUGCUCGACAAGUACCCAAACCUCUACCUCGACACUACAAUGACUCUCGGCGCAUUCUUCCAAUCCCUCAACUCCCUCUCCCCCUCUACCACCACCACCAUCACCACCUCCUCCUGCUCCCCCUCCACCUGCGACCACACCACUCACACCACAAACAACAAGAACAACAACACGAGCACAACCCCAACACUGAAACCAAUGGCAGAAAUGCUGCGAACUAUGCUCCUCCGCCACUCGGACAGAAUCCUCUACGGAACCGAUUGGCCCAACAUCCCCUACGAUUGGUGUCGCGAGCUGGCGAAUCUUGUCAGUUUGGUCGAUGGGGAUGGUGAAGCUACUGCUGCUGUGGGUGAGAGGGUGAGGAAGGAGGAGCAGAGGACGAAGGAGACGGAUAAGGCCUUGGAGAAUAUCUUGUGGAGGAAUGCGAGUCGGUUUUAUCGGAUCUCGGAACAUGAUCUUGGAUUGACGCCGCCUCUUUCGUCCAACCUUUAG
Linnemannia hyalina is the source of this 1287-nucleotide messenger RNA. The record is from the annotation of a GenBank genome assembly. NCBI's taxonomy places the organism in Eukaryota, Fungi, Mortierellomycota, Mortierellomycetes, Mortierellales, Mortierellaceae.